Nicotiana attenuata is the source of this 612-nucleotide messenger RNA. Its product is annotated as pentatricopeptide repeat-containing protein At5g08510-like. The record is from RefSeq and is a predicted model, not a curated record. NCBI's taxonomy places the organism in Eukaryota, Viridiplantae, Streptophyta, Magnoliopsida, Solanales, Solanaceae. Gene Ontology annotation, biological process: RNA modification. Gene Ontology annotation, molecular function: protein binding; RNA binding. The coding region runs from base 1 to 612 and encodes 203 amino acids. The transcript has 2 exons.
AUGGCAAUUAAGGUUAAGCCUGAUGAAAUUACAGUCUCUAGCGUACUCUCUGCUUGUGCACAUUUAGGUACACUUGAUGUGGGUAAGGCAGUGCAUGAUUACGUUCGUCAGCAUGCCAUUAAAAUGGAUAUUUACGUAGGGAAUGCUUUGGUGGAUAUGUACUGCAAAUGUGGAUCUGUUAACACAGCCUUGGAAGUAUUCUUUAGCAUGAACAGAAAGGACACUGUCUCUUGGACUUCGAUAAUCUCGGGCCUUGCAGUGAAUGGUGUUCAUGACAAUGCCCUUCAGCUGUUCUCCCGGAUGUUAGAACAUUGUAAGCCAACUCACGGUACUUUUAUCGGCGUACUACUUGCUUGUGCUCAUUCAGGUUUGGUGGAUAAAGGUUUGGAAUACUUCGAUAGUAUGGAAAAACACCAUGGAUUGGUGCCAGAAAUGAAGCAAUAUGGUUGUGUUGUUGAUUUGUUGUGCCGCUCUGAUCUUGAUAAUGGUGGUAACUAUGUUCUGUCAUCGAGCACGUAUGCGACUGCAGAGAGGUGGGAUGAUGCAAUGAAAAUAAGGCAAUUGAUGAAUGAUGGUGCAGUACAAAGGCCGUUAAGGAUGGAGUUCAAUUGA